AUGUUGGCUCAAACCGAGCUAUCGUUAUGAUGUUAGGAGGCAGAUAACGAAGGUCCGCCUUGAACCAAAAUGUCGUCAGGCGCGUCCUAACAGGAGUUAAGGACGUAACACAUUUUACCCGGCGCCUGAUAUCUGUGACGCUGUUGUGGUUGACCUCAGAGCUCGAGCUCAGAACGGCAGCGGGAGAGAAGUCAUCGCUUCUCCUGCUGCAUUUUAUCACACUGCGUAGGCUUACAGCAGGUUAAGCCUGGAACCAGAUGUCAUCCAAGAUGAACCCUUAUGAGUGAAAUUGAGCCCAUUCAGUAAGCUGUUAGCUUCCAGUGGACAAAGCCAUGCCUGAAGAUUAGAGACUCUUCUUGCUUACAGCAAUACGAAUAUACAGAAGAUUCCUCAUGAGUCUUCAUGUAGACCUCCAUGUGUUCGUCCUUCUGGAUUGAAUCCCCCCUCCCUUCUAUAAUAUAAGAUCUCUCCCUUUCAUACCACUCCUCCUUGCGCUCUCAUGUCCACCUGGGAACAUGCAACUGCAUCUGAGAAUGUCUCCAACCUAGUCUCAUGCGUCCAGUGAGUGGAGAGUCAGACGGCCCUGCCCCUGAUAUAGUAUCGCUGGCCUUCCCUGUGUCAAGGCCCGUGUCCUCAGAGAUGUCCUCACUGCAGUCACUUGGGCCAGUACAGAGCUGGCUGUGUCAAGAGCUGGAGAAAUGUGGCAUAGAUGCAAUGAUCUACACCCGCUAUGUCCUUAGCUUGCUACUGCAUGACAGCUAUGACUAUGACCUGCAGGACCAGGAAAAUGACAUCAUCCUGGGAUGGGAAAAAGGAGCAGGGAAGAAAUGGGGGAAGAGCAAGAGGAAGGGAGGAACUGAUCUUAGUCUGGAAGAGAUGAAGAAACAAGCUGCGGUGCAGUGUUUGCGUUCAGCAUCUGAUGAGAAUUCUGGAAUUGAAAGCUUGGUUGAAGAGCUUUGCUCCAAACUCAAGGAUAUUCAAAACAAACAAAAAGAAAAAGAAAAGCAAGGAAACAAAAAAUCAGAUACAUCUCAGUCUCCUGAACUGGAGGAAUCAUCUUCUUCAAAGGACCAGGUUGAGAUGUACUACGAAGCCUUUCCACCUCUGUCAGAAAAACCUGUUUGUCUCCAAGAAAUUAUGACUGUGUGGAACAAAGCUAAAGCCUGCACAUAUUCCAGCUCAUCAUCAUCAUCUGCUGUCCCUCAAACAAGUACAGACACAUCCUCUCCAAAAGACUGCACCAGCGAGAGUGAGGCCUUUAAGGACCGAACACUUGAUGCACCCAGCUCCACCACCACUACAACCAGCGAGAAGACCCAGCAGCGACGCACUAAGAGGGAGAAGGAGAACCGAUUCCAUGGAAGCGAAACAGUAGUUUCUGAUGAUCAGGUUGCUCCUCAAAGUAAGAGGCAGGCCAGACACCGGUCUGAGGGAAGGUUCCGUCCCAGAUCAUGGUCCUCUGGCUCUAGUGAGGCUGGCUCAAGCUCCAGUGGUAACCAGGGUGACCAGACCUCUAGUUGCAAAGCUGUCCGUAUCAGACACAAGUCUCGAGAGGUCAACAGCCGAAACAAAAGAGUGCGCAAUAGUGGGCAGGUCAAACUGGCCCUAAAAGUUGUUGACAAAGAGGGGCGGAAAAAUGCACGUGGCAGCAUCAGUACCACUGGAGGCCCAUGUAAGCAACAACAGCAGUACAUUAAAAAAGGCAAGAGACCUCUGAGGGAGAUACGCAAAGAUGCUAAUCUGGUUGAAGCACAGGAGUCAGGAGGAGAGGCCAGUAAAAAGGAAUAUAUGGAGGAACCUCUUUGGUACACAGAGCCCAUCUCUGAAUACUUUAUCCCCCUCAGUAGAAGUAAAUUGGAGACAAAGUAUCGGAGUAAAGAAGACUCUCCUAAUGAAUUGGCCAUGUCCAUAGAUGUGGACUGUCUGUCAGAGAGAAUUCAAGGAAUUUGCAUUGCAAAUUCUUGUUUUCAACGGACAUACCUUGCAGCAGGCACUUUUGUUGAUGGGCACUUUAUUGAAGUGCCUGGUGAAGGUGACGAAGAGGCUACUGAACUAAAUGGGAUUCCAAGCUGCCCUCCUCCAGAAGAUGGUCAAGAUUUAGAUGACAAGCAUCUGUCUGAAUUCACUCACUUCUAUGAAGUUGAUCUUUUUCAAUCCAUAUUGGAUCCUAGUGCCUCAGAUGCGGUACAAGAAAGUCGAAUCUUGAACAUGAUUCGCCAGAAAAGCAUUGAGCGAAAACACUUUGAACCUGGGUGUGUAGAUUUAGAUGGCUUAGAGCUGCAAGGGGAAAGUGCAAUAAGAAUUGAUUCUCUGGGAGCCUCAGAAGCUGAUGUUUCUCUCACACAGGAUAUGGAAAACAUUGCGCAAGUGUGGGAGUGUUGUUCAUCUUCUAGUUUGGAGGAUUUAGUGGGAGAAAGUUGUGCAGGUGACUCUCCACUUAGGCUCUCCCCUGUGUUGGACAGUGUUCCAUUUAACUUUAGCAAGCUGUCUGGAGCUUUUGUAGGUCCUCAUCUCCAAGAAGCCAGCAGUAGCAUCUCUGCCCUAAAUUCCUGCUUUUCACUUUUUGAGUUGCAGUAUGAUAGUCCUACAUUUUCUUUUCCCUAUGAUUCACUCACAGGGGGUCAGGACAAUGUAGAUUCAAGUAGCUGUUUAGAUCCACAAGGAAACAAACAAUCUCGUUUGCUAAUUUGGACCAAAAACAGUGCCUUUGAUGAAACGGAACACUGCUCUAACUUAUCAACAAGGACUUGCAGUCCAUGGUCCCACUCGGAGGAGACACGGUCAGAUAGUGAGCAGAUCAAUGCUUUAGCAGAUGAAUCUGCUCAGUUUGGAAAUGAAGAGGUCAGUUGUAUCCCCCUCAUCCCACCUUCAUACCUGGAGGAAGAGCUUCUGGAUUUCUUGCAAGAGAACUCAAGUCACCAGCAGGAAGAAACAAGUUUAGGCACCGAUACCAACCAGCCCUUCAAUAAGAAAUCAAAAUUGGAGUCAGUUUGUGGAAUCGCAUUAGAGCAAGAUGAGAGUAAACUGUAUAAUGCUGUUGUGUUUUCAGAUGUCCCAAAUCAACAAUGUGAUGAAUACACCUCAGGUAUAAUAAAAGACAUUUGGAUGGCUAUUGGAGACAGAGACUGUGUCUUAACACUUGGGGUAAAGAAUACUGGGGAGCACCUGUUUUCAGAGGAGGCUACUGCCUAUCAAUGCAGUUGUCUUGACAAGGAUACAAAAGGUGAAAUUAUUCAAAGGAAAGCUGUGCAGCGUUCUGAGUACCAUCUUUGGGAUGGGCAGAAAAAGGACGAGGGACUUCCUAAAAACAAGCUCUCUAAAAUAAAUGAUGGUGACUAUACAACACCGGCCAAGCCCUGGAAUUGCAAUGCACAGGACAGCACGUCAUUUAUCCUUGGGGGGGUUUAUGGAGAACUGAAGACUCUAAGUGGUGACAGGGAAUGGGCUAUGAUUCCACCUGGUGAUGCUUGUGGCAGUUUGUUGCAGUGUGCCACAGCCACAUCUUCUGAUAUGGUAACCAUUGCAGGAGCAGAUGUGUUCAUGAACACAAGCAGCUGCUUUGCUCCUGGCCACAGGCCAUUGUGGAGACCUCUUGUGUCCCUUGGUCAAAAUGAGCAGACUACCAGGGGACCAGGGGAUUGUUUGAAUAAGGGAUUUUCUGUUGUCUUCCAUGAAGAUUUACUUGGAUCAUGUGGAGGCUUCCGUGGAGAAGAGGUGGGACUAGAUUACCCGUUUUCAUCUUUUGAUCUAAACAACCCUUUUUCCCAGGUGCUGCAUGUGGAGUGUUCCUUUGAGCCAGAAGAUAUGGCCUCUUUCAGCCCAGGUUUUAAGCCAAAAUCCAUAUUAUGCUCAGACUCAGACAAUGAGCCCUUUUGCCCUUGGUUAUAUGGCAUUAACCGAACUCAGUAUCGAGCCAUUCGAAUUUCCCCAAGGACUCAUUUCCGGCCAAUAUCUGCCUCUGAACUGUCUCCAGGUGGAUGCAGUGAGUCAGAUGUUGAGUCUGAGAAAGAAGUGAGUCUUCCAGUUGGUCAGACAGACCUUUUUGAUGACCCACAGGCUGACCUCAAGCCCCUUGAGGACGAUGCAGAGUGUGAGGGCCCUUACUAUGGGAAAUCUGAAUUGGAGUCUGGGAAGUUCUUACCCAGAUUAAAGAAGUCUGGCAUGGAGAAGAGUGCCCAGACAUCACUUGAUUCGCAGGAGGGUGGGAGCACCCUUCUGCCAAUUGCUGAACAAGAGAUAUGUGUACAUUGUGAGACGGCAGCAGUGUCAGAAUUGUGUUCUCAUGUGCAUUCCUCUGUUCUUCAACAAAAGGAAUCUAGCAGAGAGACAGAGUCUUGCCAUUGUGUUGCAACUGAUCAGAUUCCAAAAAGUGGGAAGUCACUUGAUUUGGUUCAAGAUAAGCAUGAGUUUCCUUUGUUGAAUUUUGGAGAACAGUGCUUAACUACUAUCCAGCAAGAAGAGUGCUGGUGGCAAAGUACUCUCUGUUCUCCUUUAUUUCCAGGUUCUCAGUGCAGAGGAAGCAGUAAUGUAUGAAUCUUCUGCUGAACACAGAGGCAUACCAAUGCAAUUUUACUCCUGUCACCUUCAACCAUAACCCAAAGGAGGGAUGGGAAGAUCCUCUCAAGAACAGCAAGUGCAGGGCCAACAGUGGGCUUUUACCCAACCACACUGUCCUAAGCCCUAUUAAUCUGGUCACCUAUAAUAGCAUAUCAGCAAGAAAAUUCAGAGAGAGGAAAGACAUGGCAAUAGGUUGAACAUACAGUUAGAUGAUUCUGUUCAACAGCAUUAUUAUUGACUUAUUUUCAGUCUGUUUAUUCCAAGGUUGAUCAAAAAAAGAAUAAAAAAAAGGCUUAGUUUAACAUUUAAAAAUGUUUUUUUUUUUUUUUUUUUUUUUUUUUUUUUUUACCCCUUAUAGAUUUUAGCUUCUCUUUUACGUUUCAUCUAGGAUACACUCUAGCUGUGGUCCUACUGAUUGUGCAUGUGCUUGUGAACCUAGUCUCAGUCCUUCUAAUAUUAUAAGUUUCUGUGACCUAACUAUGAAUACUCAGAAGGUUGAAAGCACCAUGACUGCCCCCCCCCCCCCCCAAUCGUUUUCCCAUUAAAAGUGUGACAACUGAGGAUUCUUGAAUAAUAUGCCUUUAUUAAUUUUGUAAACAAGAAAAUAACUAAUGAGUGUUUCCAGUAACGGCAGUUGAUUGCUUAAAGGGUGUUCGAUUUCAUGGUCAUUUUCUCCUAACUUUUGUACCAGAAAUCCAUGGCUGUUUCAGUGUGUACAAAUACAUACUACACACAGCAUGGGCCUUACCUGGCAAGAUCUAAAGUAAGAGGGGUGAUUAAAAGCAAUAUAAUAUUUUGGCACGCCAGAACUUCAACCUUAUAAUAUUGUUGUAUUUGAUAUGUUUUGUGUGUUAAAUCCUAAGAGGAACAUACAGAGGUUUUAUUUCUGGGGUAUGUUGGCUUUUGUUUGUUGGUUUAUUUCCUUUUUUUUUUCCCCCCAGUGAAUGAGGCCUAAACUACUUUGUACUUAGUAUGAAAGGUUGCUUGCCUAAUAUAUAUAUAUAUAUAUAUAUAUAUAUAUAUA
Molecule: messenger RNA, 5581 nt
Organism: Myxocyprinus asiaticus (Chinese sucker)
Lineage: Eukaryota; Metazoa; Chordata; Actinopteri; Cypriniformes; Catostomidae
Exons: 8
Coding region: 553-4533 (1326 amino acids)
Source: RefSeq, a predicted model, not a curated record